GAGUCGCUGUGCGAGUUUCUAUGCGAGUUGGGAGUUUCUAUGUGAGUGCAGCAGCAGAUAAUGGGCAGAUAAUGGGCAGAGAAGAGAGAAUCUCCCCUGGGGAUAAACAAAUGAGCAGAAACCAGCGGGGGUGUGGGAUUUCCUCCCUAGGGGGAGAGCGCUAACUAGAGAGACGCCCCAGUAUGUGCCUGUCCCGAGCACUGACGGCUGCAGGAGUUAAUCUCCUGCUUUUCGUGCUGUUUCUCAUCACUUCCUGAUACAGUCCCCCCCUCUGCUCGCGGCACGUGGAACCUCCCAGUCCUGGACUUUCCAGCUGAGAUCAGUGAGCGGCGCAGUCGGAGCACAGGAGUCGUGUGAUGUAGUGUCUGGAGUCGUCUCAGCCAUGCCUGCUGCUGGCCACAGCCUCGGGUAUAAAGCAGGUUCUUUGUUGGACAGCAGAGCUGUCAUGGAGCUCAUGAGCACCAACAGUGACCAGAUGGAAGAAACAGAGCUUUUGCUCACCUACCUGAAUGUAUCAGAUGUUGUUAACAUUAUGGAGAACUUUUAUCGAGACGGGGAAGCCUGUGCAGGGGUUGAGAAACCCAUCCGGGAGUCCCCCGAAGCCUAUGAUUGUGAGGAGAGGUCAGACUCUCUGUUUCUCAGUGGGCAGGAACCGUCUCUUCUGUUAUCGGUCAAAUAUGGAAGCGAGAGAGAGUUACUCAGUUUUGCCAAUCAGGUCACUGACGCUUCCAAGUAUUUGCAUGCAUGCCUGCAACAAGAGUGCGGAAUCAUAAUGAACAAGAUGCUCACCAUCAGAAGUGGACGUUAUCAGAUUGAAACAGACGUCUUGCUAUAUCCCUGGAAGAUGACUUACAGGAACAUUGGUUCUGAUUUCAUACCUCGUGGAGCUUUUGGGAAAGUACAUCUGGCACAGGAUUUGGAAACAAGGAAAAGAAUGGCAUGCAAACUAAUCCCAGUGGAACACUUCAAACCAACAGAGGUGGAAUUCCAAGUACAGUUGCGCCAUGAGAAUAUCGCUGAGCUGUACGGGGUCAUACUGUGUAACAACAUGGUCCAUCUUUAUAUGGAAGCCGGAGAAGGCGGAUCUGUUAUGGAAAAGCUGGAAAGCUGUGGCCCUUUGAGGGAAUUCGAAAUAAUAUGGGUCACCAAGCACAUCCUCAAGGGACUGGACUUUCUCCACUCCAAAAACGUCAUCCACCAUGAUAUAAAACCCAGCAACAUUGUCUUCAUGUCAACCAAGGCAGUUUUAGUGGAUUUUGGACUGAGUAUUCAGAUGACUGGGGACCUGUAUCAUCCAAAGGACCUAAGAGGGACUGAGAUCUACAUGAGCCCAGAAGUUGUUCUGUGCAGAGGGCAUUCAACCAAAGCUGAUAUAUACAGCAUGGGAGCCACCAUCAUUCACAUGCAGACUGGUUAUCCUCCCUGGGUCAAAAGAUACCCACGUUCAGCCUACCCCUCCUAUCUCUAUAUAAUACACAAACAGGCUCCUCCAUUGGAAGAUAUCGCCGAAGACUGCAGCCCUGCUAUGAAAGCUUUCCUGGCUGCGCUACUGGAGCGGAACCCAAAUCAGCGGCUGCCCGCUGCAGAUCUGCUGAAACACGAAGCUCUGCACCCACCUCCUGAGGAUCAGCCUCGGUGCCAGAGCCUGGAUAGCGCCCUCUUUGAAAAGAAACGAUUACUGAAGAAAGAGCUGGAGUUGCCAGAAAACAUUGCAGACUCUUCCAUUUACACAAGUGAAGAAUCGGAGCAGAUGAGGAGGCAGCGAUCUCUCUCUGUUGACCUUGGAGCCCUGGCUGGCUACCUGAACAUUGUCCGUGAACCUCCAACUGUGGAUUAUGAUUGCCCCUGAAAGAACAAGUCCAGGAGAUGCUUGUGUCUACAGGAAUGGCUUUUAGUGAAGCAGCAGGAACUGCUCAGAACAUGAAGCCUAUUCAUUUGUAUCAAACAUUUUGGACCUUUAGUCACAGACUAGGGGAAGGGAUUUGUAAUGUCCCCAAAUGCUCAAAAAUUUCACAUGGGCCGGCUGAUUAUACUGACAUUUUCAGGGGUUCAGAUUCUACUUACUGACCAACGAGUCACUGAGAAUAUGAGAAUAUUAACUGGUAUACCCUAUUAUUUCUGCCUAAUACAUUAACUCAAGUGGAGAAUAAUCAGUCAUUAAUGUGUGUGACAAAUACUGCAGCUUUUUUUUUUUUUUUUUUUACUACGUCUGGAGGAAAGGAAUGGAUUCCCGUGGAAAUGUGCCUCGUUGCUUUUCUGAUGUGUUCCAAUAAUGUUUUGACAUGAUAUUCUGUACAUCCUGAUGGAUGAUUGUGUACGUCUAUAACGACUGCUCAUUAAACUCCAUUUUCGGAGGGGUCACACAGCCAGUAUAAUGCACAAUAACACUUUAGCUACGAUGGAUAUACUGCAUACUGUGUAUGCUAUUCACUUGCACCUUAUAACAGCAAAACCAGCUUGCGGACCUGUAAUUAUUCUUUGAAUAGUUUCACUGUAGUGCUUAUUUAACAUGAGGCAUCUGAAUGCCACAUCCCUCCACUGGAGGGCAACGGCGAUCAAAACACCCCAUAUGUAAUAAAAAAAAAACACAAAGUUUUCCCAGUAGCAGUAACACAUAGCAACCAAUAAGAUGUUUGCUUUAGGUUACUAGUCCUGGGCAAACUCAGUGCCUUCUAUUACAUAAACCCUUUAGAGUCUUUGUCUGACAUGCUCUAUAUAAUGUGUAUGCUUCUAAGCUCACUGUUCUCUCUAAGCUGUGAAUAAAUCAUUCUACUGA
This is a messenger RNA of Xenopus laevis (African clawed frog), 2776 nucleotides long. RefSeq names its product mitogen-activated protein kinase kinase kinase 8 L homeolog (gene map3k8.L). The coding region runs from base 383 to 1849 and encodes 488 amino acids. The record is from RefSeq and is a predicted model, not a curated record. Gene Ontology annotation, molecular function: transferase activity; MAP kinase kinase kinase activity; protein serine/threonine kinase activity. NCBI's taxonomy places the organism in Eukaryota, Metazoa, Chordata, Amphibia, Anura, Pipidae. The transcript is spliced from 8 exons. Gene Ontology annotation, cellular component: cytoplasm.